Zophobas morio is the source of this 5582-nucleotide messenger RNA. Its product is annotated as zinc finger protein castor homolog 1-like. The record is from RefSeq and is a predicted model, not a curated record. Gene Ontology annotation, cellular component: nucleus. Gene Ontology annotation, molecular function: DNA-binding transcription factor activity, RNA polymerase II-specific; RNA polymerase II transcription regulatory region sequence-specific DNA binding. The coding region runs from base 216 to 4709 and encodes 1497 amino acids. The transcript is spliced from 15 exons. Gene Ontology annotation, biological process: regulation of neuron differentiation; positive regulation of transcription by RNA polymerase II. NCBI's taxonomy places the organism in Eukaryota, Metazoa, Arthropoda, Insecta, Coleoptera, Tenebrionidae.
UUCAGCAGGGAAGUACUCGGUGCCGCAACCCCAUUUUCUGUUUUGUGUACUGAUUUUUUGCUUUCCCGACUUUAUUUUGUGCGUUUUUUUGUGUACUCCCUGUGCAGUGCCAGACGAUUUUUUUCGCCUUUGUUCGGAUUUUUUUUCAAGUGCUUGGUGUGAGUUUGUGCCCGGACAUGUGAUUGCGCCCCUGGAUUAAGUCAAGGGAUGUCUGGAUGUUGGCUACAAUGGCUACAGUUACUUCCGGUCUUCUGUCUCCAAAUUCGUAUGGCCUGAAUCCAGACCAGGUGGCGGCGAAAAUGAACGCCGACAACGUCCCCUACGACCGGUACCGCGCCAGCCAGGUCUUCAGCGCCGCCAACUCGUCCGACUCCGAGCCCGAAGCGUACGCCGCCGCCUCCCCCAAGACCGCCGCCUUCGACCAGCCCAAGCGCAACAAGCGCAAGAACUUCAAGCCGCGAUGCUCGAACGCCGCGUACGCCGCCGACGGCGCCAGCGCCGCCCUCGACUUCGCCGCCAACGACAACCUCAACAACAACGUGCGCCGCCGCAAGACGCUGGCGACGCGCCGGCUGGUCGUCGACAAGCACUCCCCGAUGGACCUGAGCAAGGGCAACGACAGCGGCAACAGCAACAGCGACAGCGACACCGACGACUACAACGACGACGACGCCAAGAUCCCGACGAGCUUCUCGAUCCAGGCGCUGGCGAAGCCGCACGUUUCGGACGCGACGGGCGUGCACCAUCAGGGACAGAUCAGCGACAUGCGCGAGUACGCGAUGAACACGAUGCGCGAGCUCUUGGGCAUCUACGGGCUGACGUCGGAGGUGGCGGAGAGCAUCUCGAGGCAGUUGCCGAUUGCCGCGUUCAGCACCGGUAAAAUCUUCGAGAAUUUCACGUUGAACCCGAACCCGGCCAACAGCAAGGUCGACGGCGGCUCGCCCCCCAGCCAGCCCCCCACGCCCCCCAGCACGCCGCUGUCCCCCAAGUCCGCGGCCGACUCCAACAAAUAUACCUCAAGCAUCCCCAACAUUCCUAACUUAACGAUAACGCACAAUUCUAGUCCGAGCAUACCUCAAAAUUUCGCUAGUGUUACGCAGAAGACCCCCCUCAACUUGGGGGUCAAACCAAAAACGACGUACGCCAAUGGGCUGCAGGGGGAGCUGGCGUACGGGGACGAGAAGAUGGGGGAGAAGGGGGCACAGGCGUCCAGGGGAAUCUUCCCCACGAACAUCCUCCCCUUCGCGGCACAACUCAAGACUGACUCCACCAGCCCGCCGCCCUUCGACCAGAGCCCCCUCAACGCCAUGAUGGCGCAAUCCCUGCAGCCGACGCCGCGCGACCACGUCGCGACGCCCAACCUCCUGCUGAACAAGCCGACGACGCAGCUGGACUACUCCAAGUACGUCAAGAAGUUCUCGUCGAGCCUGGAGUGCGGCAGCUCGUACUGCAAGGACUUGAACUACAGGGAGCACUUCCACUGCCUCGACUGCAACUCCCGCGUCUUCAUCAAAAAAGAAGAAAUGAUCCGCCACUUCAAGUGGCACAAGAAGCGCGACGAGUCCCUGCAGCACGGCUUCAUGCGCUACAGCCCCCUCGACGACUGCAGCGACCGCUUCAGCAACUGCACCCACAACAAGAAGCAAACCCACUAUCAUUGCAUCAAGGAAGGCUGUGAUAAAGUAUACAUUUCGACGUCCGACGUCCAGAUGCACGCCAACUACCACCGCAAGGACUCCGCCAUCAUCCAGGAGGGCUUCCAGCGGUACCGCGCCACCGAGGAGUGCGGCGCCUCCUACUGCGCCUUCUUCGGCCAGCGGACCACGCACUUCCACUGCCGCCGGACCGGCUGUCGCUUCACCUUCAAGAACAAGUCCGACAUGGAGAAACACAAGUCGUACCACAUCAAAGACGAGCAGUUGUCGCGCGACGGAUUCAAGAAGUUCAUGAAGAACGAGGUGUGUCCGUUUGAGAAGUGCCGGUUCUCGAAGGUGUGCAACCACAUCCAUUGCAUUCGGCCGCAGUGCAGCUACGUCUUGCACAGCUCGGGACAGUUGUUCUCGCACAAACGGAAACAUGAAAGAAAGGACUCGGAGUUAGCCUACCGGAAGUAUAAGCUAGCGCAGAGUAUGAUGAAGAGUCUGCAAGAUGGAGGCAUCAAUCCGUCGUUUGGGAGAGAGUACGAACAACAACUGGAGGGACUAAAUCUAUCCAUGUUCAGUCAGAAUAGUAGUACUUCGAACAUGUCUAAUACUGAAAGCUUGAGUGAGCGAAAUUCACCCAUUAGCUACGAGGAGAGUGACGCUGCGAUUGAUUUGACAGCAAGCGACUCGAAUUUGAUGCAGGAGGAGACCAACUGGAACAGCGAGGACUUCUGGAAGAAGUACUGCCAGUUUGUGAGUCAACAGGACAGUUGUAGUGAAAAGUGCGAGUUUAACUAUUCGGACCACUACCACUGUGUCGUCGAGAACUGCGAAAUGGUGUUCAACGCCAAAGAUGGGGUCAGGGAGCAUGCCCGAAACCACGAACAACAAGAAAUCGUCACUGAUAACUACUUCUCGACGGUGACCAGCCAGACUUGCGACGAUGGUUGCAUCUAUCAAGAUAAAGAAAAACACUACCAUUGCAACUGGGAGAACUGCCGGGAGGUGAUCCUUCCAACGGACAAACCCUUCAGACGGUUAGAACACUACAAGAUGCACGAAUACUCGAGGAAAUUAAGCCUGACGAAGGACCCACUAACCAUGACCCAUCUGGCUACCUCCAUUGACGGGAUGUUCUGUCGGAAACGCGGCCGCCCACCAAAGAACCGCGUGAUCGAAGUCUGGAACGACUAUUCCCCCAUCGGUAGUCAAAGCUUGUUGGACUCACCCCAGGCCAUUUUCACCAGUUUCAAGUUGCCCAAACCUUCGGCCACCCCUUCCAGUAGCAAAGAAAUCGAGCAACAGGACUCAAGCGACGAGCGUUCCAGCACCCACAGUCCCAACCUGCAAGAUUACAGUCUUCAAGGUUUCGACGUCUUCAAAGAAAACACCAAGUGCACGGAUAGCCUGUGUCCAUAUUUGGGCUCGACCCACUUCCACUGCAACCAAAACCGUUGUCUCUACGUCACCGACAAAGAGGACGUGCUCAUAAUGCACAGCAAGGACUUCCACGACAACAUCGAGAUCCUUGAUGGUUUCGAGUUCUACGACCGAAACGUCGAUUGUCGUCUUCCCGAGUGUCCCAGUAACAAAAUCAAUCGCCACUUCCAUUGCACCAGACCCAAUUGCAACUACUCCUUCGUGCAAUACUCGACCAUGUCGCAACACAACCAGAAGCACGUCGACGAAGACAAUAUCGACGUGAAGAUGGAGCCCGAAGACAAGACCGAAUCCAAAGCGAUGAAUCUCAGUCAGAAUAUGGAGAAUAAAGUCUCUGUGGUGAAGGCUUCAGGAACUUUCUUUCCUCUUUCUACAUUGCCGAUUGAACGAAAGUCACCAGACAUUAGUAAAAAUUUACAGACAGAUCAACUGACCCCUCAAGAGCUCGGAGGCGGCAGCAGUACCUUGUAUGGUCCCGACUUGUCGUGCUCGCGCCCCUUCUGCAAACUCAAGCGAAAGUACCACUACCAUUGCAACGCCUGCAACCAGGCCUUCUCAGAAAUGGACCGUCUAGUAGUCCACGUGGCCAAACACAGCACCGGCGCCCUCAACAGCCAGCUCCAAGAAGACAACAACAACCAGCAAAACCCCACCACUUCCACUCCAGUCAAGGCGGAGCCCAAGAUCAACGUCGCGCCUCUUCAAACUCUACAAAACCCAGUAUUGGUCAAGUCCGAGCACGACACUCCCCAAUACUUGACCCCCACCUUCGACGCCUACAACCACUUUACGAAUUUUCCCGCCAAUUUGGCCACUCAGUUCGCCUUGAUGUCGCAACAACAAAGUAUGCAGAACGCGUUUAUCCCUCAAGGGUUGUACCAGAACGCAGGGAUUCCGACUCAACUGAUGUUCCAACACUCCCAACUGAUGCAGAGUCCUCUUCUGGGGCCGCAGCACGGCUUCCAGGAGAACAUGACGAGUCCCUUGGCGGCCAUGGCGGCCAAUUUGAACAAGAGGUCGCUGAGUCCGCACCAUGAGAUUUCGCCGGAACAGAAGAAGGCGAGGAUCCAGAAUUCUAUGAGGAUUUUGAAGGAUGAGCCGGUGCCCGAGGGGUAUUUGAGGUUCAGGUUUAACGAGGAUUGUCAGUACCAACACUGCGGGUACAGGGAACACCAAACCCAUUUCCAUUGUCAAAGACAGGAUUGUGGGUACAGUUUUUGUGAUAAGACGAGGUUUGUCCAGCACACGGCGCGUCACGAGAGGUUGGACACCUUGAUGGGUGGGGACUUCCAGCAGUACCGAGCCAAUGUGGCUUGUGGGCGCAUGGACUGCGCCUAUACCACUAAUUUGGGUUCCACCCAGAACAAGGCCUCCCACUUCCACUGCCUCAAGUGCGACUUCGUCUGCACCGACACCAACAAGGUGGUGGCGCACCGCCGGCAGCACCAGAAGCUGGACUCGAUCCAGGCCGCCGGCUUCGAGAAGUUCACCCCCAGCCAGCACUGCCGGGUCCCGAAUUGUCAGCACAGCGGCAAGCAGACCCACUACCACUGUCUGUCCUGCCAGUACGCCGUGCUGGGUCUGGCCCAGAUGUCCGCGCACAAGUACCGCCACAUGGAGGGCUGAUGCCAUUUGCUCAAGUUUUUCCUGUACAUAUUUGUAUAUUCGCUCGCCUGUAUAGAGUAUGUAAAUAGGUGAAAAAGGAACUAACCUCGACCGGGCCGGCCGGCCCUUAUUUAUUUCUGUCGACUGAGAUUAUUCGGGCUGGCUGAAAGCCAGCCCGCGAACCUCGAGGAGAAGUAUAUGGAGUAGUUUUUCUAAGUAUUAUCGUAGGGAACAAUUGUAAAUUGGAAAAGACAUAGUAUUUUAGGUGUAGCUUAGGGGCCUUUCUCAAACAAGAAGAAAACAAAAACACUAGAUUAGUGCCUUAGAAAAGACAUAUAAUUUCGGUGCCUUCUCGGGUACUUUGGGUAGACGACAAAAUUCAGGUGUACCGAACAAUAACAGUUGAAGUAAUUCAUUCCAUAAGUGCCAUAUUGUAACAAAUAUACAUUAUUUAAACGUUAAAGAGUAGAUUUUUUCAAAUUAACUCUAGGAUAGGUUACGAGGUGUCAUAUCUUAUCAUUUGCAUGCUCAAAACUUAUUUAUUUCACAUUUUAUUGUAUUUUUGUGAUUUUUUUUUGUUUCAAGUGAAUUUUUUGCCAUAUGUUGUUUUCUGCCGACAGAUCGGUUCUUAUCUUCUUUCUCUCUCACGUUUUUUUUUUCGUUCAUAGCUAGUCUAUUCCUUGCUUUAUCUGUUUUCGUUUAUUCUCAAAUAAUAGGUAUACGUAUAAUCCAAUCAUAAAAAUGAUUUUAAUUGCCGACCAUAGUCGGCGUGUAUUUUUAUUGAGUUAAGGAAUUAAAUUUUGUAUGUAUGAUUUGUAUGAGUGUAAUUAUGUUAUUUUCUGUGAUUGUAUGUGUUGUUUUUUUUUUUAAAAAAAGAUCAGUAUUUAUAUCAAA